CAAUUGGCUUUCUGAUCGAUCUUGCUCGCAGUAUCAAGGAUGCUGUCUCAACGGAUCUUGGCCCGGCGCCUUCCCCAGGUGACUGCUUGCUUCACCGUUCCCCGUGCUUCUUUCUCCCAGCUUCGCAGCCUGGCUGCGCCAGAGCUCGAUGAUCCCCUGCAGAAUGGCAACUACCAGAACCCUCCCCGUAUGAAGCGGGCUUUCAGAGAUCCCUAUGGCGACUGGUGGGAUAAGCAGGAACGACGCAACUUCGGCGAGCCUGUCCACGAGGAGAACGAGAUCCUCGGUGUCUUCAGUCCCGAACAAUAUACCCAUGUAACGCCUGGCAAAGGCAUCCUUCAGAUCGGAGCCUUUGUCGUGGCUUUCCUGGGCCUAUGCGGCACUGUCAGCCUGUUCUACCCUGAUAAGCCCAGCGCCCCCAGGACCUUCCCUGACGGACUGGAGAAAGAAUUGGGUGGAUCCGGCGCUGUUGUCGCCCGUAAAUCUGACGGGGACUCGUGGUGAUCAAUUUAUUCUCUGAUACACUGUAAAUAAGUACAAUAUGAGUUUCGCGAUCGUUUUCGACCUUCUAUGGUGGCCCAGCGAACGGCGGUACACUGGGGAAGGCCCGCCCCCACCCCAAUCCGCUCGAUUCACGGGAGGGCCCAGAUGCGAAAGGGUUUGGAAUGGCCGUCUUUCGAAGCCGUAAUACGGGUGGAUUUUAGGAUAGCAAGUGGCUCUUACAGAGACUCCAGCUCGUGGGUCAACGGGGGGAAUUCCUUAUGAAGGUCGCGUAGGGCGCCUGGGAAGCAUUUGGUUAGGAAUGCUUAUUCCACGAGGGAAAAAAAAAAAAAGAAAAUGAAAGGAAGAGAAAGGGUGUUGAGG
Molecule: messenger RNA, 864 nt
Organism: Aspergillus saccharolyticus JOP 1030-1
Lineage: Eukaryota; Fungi; Ascomycota; Eurotiomycetes; Eurotiales; Aspergillaceae
Exons: 4
Coding region: 40-504 (154 amino acids)
Cellular component (GO): mitochondrion
Source: RefSeq, a predicted model, not a curated record